ACUUUGAACAUAGAAAAUUAAAACGGAUUCUUAUUCAUAUGCUAUUUCUUCCUCUUCUAAUUCUUAUUCCUCUAGUUCUAUUCCAUAUUCCACAUAUACACAAAAAGUAAAGAAAAACAAACCAUUACCUUCAUAUCAUUCCUCACUUCAUGGAGUUCGUAGGCUCCCAUUAAAACCAAUGACCAAACAACCAAUCGCGCCAUUGCCACCAACACCUCCUAAAAUCUACAGAGUAGAACCUAUUAAUUUCAAGGAAGUCGUCCAAAUGCUGACUGCUGCACCUGAGUUUCAAUCCAACUCUAGUAAUUCUAGCUCUGUUUCUGGUUUCAGUUGUGGCUCUGGCUCUGGCUCUAGUUCUAGUUCCAGCUCGAGGCGUUUACAAGAUGUGGCUCCUCCUCCACUUGAUCUCUCACCAGUUUCAUUAUCAAGAAAUAGCAUUGCUGAACAAUGGCGAGAGUUCCUUCGUCCUUCUUCCUCUUCAAACAACCAAGUUGAAUCAUUUAGCACGACAUGUAAUAACUUAACAAAUGAAGCACAAGAAAGAUCACAUGUAACGCCCCGAAUUCCAUCAGAGAAUUAUUUUGGAUCAUGCAGUCCUUUGGCUAAUUUCGCUUUAUCGCCUGCUUCUUUUGCAUGGAGCUCUUCUCUUCUUCUCAGCCCUAGCACACUUACUUCACCAUGCGCCGUUCUUUAACUCAUUUGCCAUUGCUUCUUCUACUCAUUCGAGAGUUUGUAACUUAUUAUUGCCUGUUGUUUAUUAGUGCUAAUAUUUACUUGUGGGUGAUCAAGAAUUUGAAUUUAAAUGUCUAGAAAGAGAUCACAAUUCAAAUAUUUGAAGCUGCU
Molecule: messenger RNA, 843 nt
Organism: Nicotiana attenuata
Lineage: Eukaryota; Viridiplantae; Streptophyta; Magnoliopsida; Solanales; Solanaceae
Exons: 1
Coding region: 179-694 (171 amino acids)
Source: RefSeq, a predicted model, not a curated record